Penicillium cosmopolitanum is the source of this 1467-nucleotide messenger RNA. RefSeq names its product alpha-mannosyltransferase. Gene Ontology annotation, biological process: mannan biosynthetic process. NCBI's taxonomy places the organism in Eukaryota, Fungi, Ascomycota, Eurotiomycetes, Eurotiales, Aspergillaceae. Gene Ontology annotation, cellular component: Golgi apparatus. The transcript has a single exon. Gene Ontology annotation, molecular function: alpha-1,2-mannosyltransferase activity. The record is from RefSeq and is a predicted model, not a curated record. The coding region runs from base 1 to 1467 and encodes 488 amino acids.
AUGUAUCUCACCAGAGGAACAGGCAGACUCCGCAUCUUGAUGGUGUCAGUCCUUCUCAUUUUCACUUUCUGGCACCUGUUUUCAUGGCAAACGGAACCAUACGCCUUCUCGAUUGGGUCGCUACAUCACGCGCCUACUUACAACCUGAGCGGACAUACUGAGUUUUGGCGCCAGCUACAGCCUCUCUUCGAGAAGCAUGAACCCAAUUGCGAUCCGCCUCGACGAAUUGGCAAUGCUCAAACAGUCGGCUAUAAGACUUCGGACCCUGACGCUCGACCGGACAUGUUGGAGAUGUCGACUCGUGACGUCUGGAGCAUGACGAAAGCACACUCUGAUUUUGUGGAUGCCAUAAACGCAAACCCGCCAAGUCUAUCUUAUGUUCCCGGAUCUAAGGGUCUGGUAUGCACCGCCGGAGGCCCAUAUCUACCAGUUCUGGUUAUUUCGCUGCGGAUGCUGCGUCGCACGGGCUCAAAACUUCCCGUUGAAGUCUUUUUGGCAAGCCGCGACGAAUAUGAGGAGUAUAUAUGCGACAAGGUGUUACCCUCAUUGAAUGCAAAAUGCGUUAUUCUCUCCCAAGUCCUGGACAAAUCAUUAGUCUCCCGGCCAAUUGAGAAAUACCAACUCAAGCCAUUCGCGAUGCUCUUUUCUUCAUUCGAGGAUAUCCUUUUCUUGGACGCUGAUGCAUUCCCUCUCGCCAAACCGGAGUCGUUGUUCGAGCGCGAACCCUUCCAGUCAAAGGGAAUGCUUACCUGGCCUGACUUCUGGGCUUCAUCUGCUUCGCCCUUAUACUACCGCAUCGCCUCACAAGAGGUUGCUGCAAUGGAUCUGCGACAAGCAACCGAGUCCGGCGAAGUUCUCAUUUCAAAGAGAACUCAUUUCAAAACCCUCCUGCUCAGCGCAUACUAUAACUACUGGGGACCGACACAUUACUACCGACUGUUCUCCCAGGGAGCAGCUGGAGAAGGCGACAAAGAAACAUUCAUAGCCGCUGCAACAGCGCUUGGAGAGCCGUUCUACCAAGUUAGCGAGCGCAUCUGUGCUAUAGGCCAUAGCACCAAGGGAGGCCUCGCCGGGUCAGCAAUGGUUCAAUUCAACCCCAUCGAAGACUACAAGUUGACGCAGAAAGGAAUCUGGCGCGUUGCGGGAGACGAUGCUGUGAAGCAGCCACGUCCGUUUUUCAUUCAUGCAAACUUCCCCAAGUUCAACCCGGCAACGCUGUUCUCGCAGCAAGCCGUCAACCCAGCAUUCAAUGACGAUGGAAGCUAUACGCGGGCGUGGACGAUCCCGGAAAUUGUGAUCAAUGAAUUCGGGCGAGACGUCGAAAAGGAGUUUUGGGCUGAGAUUUUGUGGACAGGAUGUAAGCUGGAAAAUAAGUUCAAAAGCUGGGAAAAUCAGACGGCGAUUUGCCAGAAUGUGAAGAAGUAUUGGACUGCUAUGUUUGGGCAGGAGGAUCCGAGAGGUGUGUGA